CAUCGCCACCAACCAUUUUCCGGUUCCGGUAGCUCUAGGCCUUUCUUUCCUUUCCAACAGUCCGUCGAUAUGGAGGACGAAAAUCAGCAAGAGUUGGCCAAGAAGAAGCGUACUUUCCGCAAGUACACCUACCGCGGUGUCGACCUGGAUCAACUGCUUGACAUGUCCAGCACACAGCUGAUGGAGCUGAUGCACUGCCGGGCCCGCCGGCGCUACGCCCGCGGUCUCAAGCGCAAGCCGCUGGCGCUCAUCAAGAAGCUCCGGCGUGCCAAGAAGGAGUGCGGACCCCUGGAGAAGCCGGAGGUGGUGAAGACGCACCUCCGCGACAUGCUGGUGGUCCCCGAAAUGGUCGGCUCCAUUGUGGGGGUCUACAACGGCAAGACCUUCAACCAGGUCGAAAUCAAGCCAGAGAUGAUCGGCCACUACCUGGGCGAGUUCAGCAUCACCUACAAGCCUGUGAAGCACGGAAGGCCGGGUAUCGGUGCCACACACUCAUCUCGGUUCAUCCCCCUGAAGUAGAGUAAUAAAACGGCUGAAAUGGUCUCA
Molecule: messenger RNA, 546 nt
Organism: Ixodes scapularis (black-legged tick)
Lineage: Eukaryota; Metazoa; Arthropoda; Arachnida; Ixodida; Ixodidae
Product: 40S ribosomal protein S15
Exons: 4
Coding region: 70-519 (149 amino acids)
Biological process (GO): ribosomal small subunit assembly; translation
Cellular component (GO): ribosome; cytosolic small ribosomal subunit
Molecular function (GO): RNA binding; structural constituent of ribosome
Source: RefSeq, a predicted model, not a curated record